Messenger RNA from Alligator sinensis (Chinese alligator), 3968 nucleotides. It is a transcript of the gene TNS4, whose product is annotated as tensin 4. Lineage: Eukaryota; Metazoa; Chordata; Crocodylia; Alligatoridae. The transcript is spliced from 13 exons. Gene Ontology annotation, molecular function: protein binding. The record is from RefSeq and is a predicted model, not a curated record. The coding region runs from base 265 to 2508 and encodes 747 amino acids.
UUUGAGUCCCUGCACACAUUCACCCCGGGCUUAUUUCAUAAAAAGCAAGAAUCUUAAAGGAGGCAUCACAGGAGGAGCCGUGACAGCGGAAGGGACCAGUUAACUCACAGCCCAGAUUCCAUUGGAGUGCCUCCCACUUGAGAGAGUGGCCCCACAACAAGUUUGUUGUCCUUGGAAUUCAAAGGCACAUACCUUUAAAAAUCCACUUAAAGGACAACGAGGAGAACUCUUGAAGACCAAGUCCGAAGGCAGAAAAACAAAACAAUGUCUCAGGUUCUAACAAAUCAUGUGUUACAGGUUGGACAGACAAUAUGUGUGACAUCACGGGAAGAAAGCCAAUGCAUACACCCAGCUGGGUGCCCCUGCUGCCCUACCAGAUCUGCAAAAUGCUCCUAUUAUUCAACAGAGGGCUGGGUUGGCCAACCCACAAUGACCCAAACCACAACACAUCUGCACCCAAAUGGGGGACUCCAUGGUACUAACUCUAAUGCAGUGUUUAAACACAUGACCUCUCAAGGGCACGAGCAUCAGGUCAUCUUUAUGGAAAGACCCAGUCUUGCCCAUCAGUCAAAAGGAGAUGAUGAAACUGAUGCAAAUCCUGAAGCCAGUCCAGUAUCUCCUACCUUGGAUGUGUCAAUAGAAAGCCUGAACCAAUUGAUCUUAGAGAUUGAUCCUACCUUUCAGCCACUUGCAUUCCAGUCAGUCAAUGGCAAGAAGGAUGCUGUCAAAGCCAGUGCUCUCAGCAACAAGUCUGUUACCAAGCAACAAGAAUCAGAAACAUUAGACAUAAAGUACAUCGAAAUGACCCCCACCAGAGCCAAGUGUCACGAAUCAGUGCAGGGUUCAGGGAGCCCCUCCAUGACUCCGCUCUCCAGGUCUCCUCAAGGCCAUUGCCUCCUGCUCCAAAGGACAACCCAGCCCAACUGCAGCACAAAUGGCAGUGUUGUCUUCUCAAGUCCUUCUGCAUCUGACAGUGCCCAGGCAGUUCUCCAAAACAACUCUUCCCUAGGGAGUUACUCCAAGACCAGCAACAAAGCAUCAGAAUGCAUCUCCAUCCCACAGCGAGGUCAGAGGGACUGCAUCUCCUACGGGUCAACUUCUCUGCUGUCCACAUCUCCAGGCUUUGAGAAUUUGCUGAAGCCUUUACAUGCUGGGAGGGGUCAGCAGAGAACCAGUGCAGUGUCUCAGCUCUCCACUAGCCCAGGUUCGGAUACCAGUUACAUGCUUGGAAGCAGCACUCCUUCACUUCUUAACGAUGACUCCGAAACUCACUUCUCAACUGAUAGCUCCUGGUCUGUGGGAUCCCUCAGCAGCCCAUACUCAGCCUCCCCUACUGUCAAAGUGGAUCAUUUAGGAGAAGGCUUCAGUCCAGGUUCCUACCAACCCAAUGGAAACCAAUCACAAACAGUGAAUGCCACUCCUUCCACCCUGCUCCAGAAAGGGCAGGCCAGCAGUUGUCCCCCAUCAAUCGUUAAUUCCAUGGCAGAUAUCCCCAUACUACUGGUAAAUGGGUGUCUGGAGCAUAGCAAGUCUUCUCCCAGGUUGACCAAAGGCCAUCAUGGUUCCACCAAGAAAGCCGUUCCACCCAAUUCCAGCCCAACCUCAGGGCUCAGCAGUUUGAUUAACACCUCUUCUGACUCUUCUCUCGCCUCCUCCAUGGACAGUUUCUCCAAAGAUGGCCAGCCCACCAUGAAGUUUGUGAUGGACACAUCAAAAUACUGGUUCAAGCCAAGCAUCACCAGGGAGCAAGCAAUUGAGCUGCUGAAGGACAAGGAGCCUGGCACUUUUAUUAUGCGUGACAGCACAUCAUACCGUGGGUCGUUUGGACUGGCAAUGAAGGUUCUUGUAUCACCAUCCAGCAGUAGGACAGGUGAUGAUAACUGCGACCUUGUCCGGCACUUCCUCAUUGAGUCAUCUGCCAAGGGAGUGCACCUUAAAGGGGCAAGCGAGGAGCCGUAUUUUGGGAGCCUGUCAGCUUUUGUGUAUCAGCAUGCCAUCAUGCCGCUCUCCUUGCCCAGCAAGCUGAUCAUACCUUCACGAGAUCUUGCUGAUGGAGACAGCAGCCCUGAUACCACUCCAGAAUCUGUACUUGCUGCACUGAAGAAAGCUGCUGUGUGCAACGUCUUGUACCUCAACUCUGUGAGCAUGGAAACACUCACUGGUGCUCCAGCUAUUCAGAAAGCCAUCACCUAUACCCUGGAACUGGAGACACCCCCUAUGCCCACCAUUGUGCACUUCAAAGCAACAGAGCAAGGAAUAACCCUGACAGAUGUCCAGAGGAAGGUAUUCUUCAGGCGACACUACCCACUUGCUAUCAUCAGCUUCUGCAGCAUGGACCUUGACAACAGAAAGUGGCAAAAAUACUGCAAAUCUUCAAGGAUCUUUGGUUUUGUAGCCAAAAGCCAGACAGAUUCUGAGAAUGUCUGUCACCUGUUUGCAGAGUACGACACAGUUCAGCCAGCUUCUCUUGUCAUUGACUUUGUCAGCAAACUCCUACCAGAGUCAUAGAAGAUAGAGACCUUUGUAUAACCCAAAGCUGGCAGCCAUCUAGAGAUACCACUGAGCUGGUUCCUAACAUUUUAUUGCUACCUGGUUGCAUUCUGGCAAUAGUUCUUAUUUAUAUUGUUUUGUUACGUACUUUGAUAUCAAGAGUUUCUGCUAAAGGUUUUACACCCACUGCUCAAUUCCUGGAAGCCUCUGAUGGAAAUAGAUCUCAUUUCAGGAUCUUUGAUGAGGAAUCACAUGGGAACUUCUUUUAUAUGGCAAAUGGACCUGGUAUACAUAACGCAGCAAGCAAGAUGCCAGGCCUAGCCUGGGAUGGGUAAAUGUUACAGGAGUUGGACUUGCCAUGCAGAAUUGUUUGCUCACUAACCUGGGAUGCGUCAUUUUGCUUUCUUAAUAACAUGUCAUAUACUGUGGCUAAGACUUUUAACAGCAACUAUAAGUGCUUCGAUUUUGGGAUGUUCAACUAGGGACAUUUCAAAGAGAUUAGAGCAGCUAUCUUCCAAAAAUCAGGCUUUAUGCUUCCUUAUCUUGCAGAUGUUUUAUGAGACAAAUACAUUGAAGGCCCUCAGGAUCUUGGAUAUUAUAGAGAUGGGGAGAAUAAGAGUGGGUACGCUGAACACAGAGGCACCUGAAGUCACUACCCCCUUUGGGAACACCUUGGUCCCGUGAUGGCUCUUUUAGUGCAUUAAGAAAGAAAAGUUAAGCAAGCAGGUUUUUGCCAAAGCUGGUCAAUUUUUAUGCCAUUUUCACAAAGAUGGAUUACACUUAAUUAAAUUUAUAAAGGUUGUGAUGAGCUUGAGAAAUAAUUGUUGAUAUUUUCAUGACUAUAACACACACAGUCUUUGGAAGGAACUUGCAUAAGUCUGGGCUGCCUUGAAUGACGUAAAUUGGCGUAGUUCCAUGAAAAUCAGUUGUACUCUGCUUUAUAUUAGCUGAGGAUUUGGGUCUUGCUAUACUAUUAAAGUAGAAGAAGUCUGUUCUCAAAACACAGUUUUUUUCCACCCUUUUUGAAAACUCCCGUCAUACCAAUAUACUGAUCCUAUUCGCAGCUCAUUUGCCCAGGGUAUUAACAAGUCUUAUAAAAUGGUAUUUUAAGGUUAGAGUGGUGGAUCCAUAGGGGACUGAUAGGGGGCACAUGCCCCACCCCCAGCAAGGCCGUCCCCACUGCCAGUGCUUGCCAGCCCCGUCCCUGCUGCUGACGCAGACGGUGGCUUCUGCAGGUGCUCGCCAGCCCCGUUCCUGCCGCUACUGCCACCACCGGCUUCUGCAGGUGCCCCCCGCAGACUCAAGAGGUACCAGUCGUCCAUGGGUGAAUCACUUAAUUCAUCACAAAAACUAUAGCAAGGCCAUUAACAACUCAACUAUGUUACUAUGUGUAGUAGUGUAGUAUAAACUACCCACUACAUCGGGGGGGGUGUACAUCUAAAAAAAGUAUCCUAGGAAGAACAAAAUAAAUGUUUAAA